AUGUUCCUUGUUGCCUAUAUAACCUAUCUCUACGGGACCAUGUACGUCUUCUUAAGUACCUUCUCGGGUCUAUUCGCAAAGGUUUACCACGAAACCCCCGGCUAUCAAGGGCUGAACUACAUCUCCCUCGCCCUAGGGCUCUUUCUCGGCACACACAUCUGCGCUCGCUCGCAAGAUCGCAUCUACAAAGCCCUGAAGCUUCGGCGCUGCAAGGAAGGCCUACCAGGGCGCCCCGAGUUCCGUGUCCCAAUGAUGGUACCCGGCGCGAUCCUAGUGCCUAUAGGCUUGCUGAUAUACUCCUGGACUGCAGAGAAGAGGACGCAUUGGAUGGGGCCCAACGUUGGUGCGUUCAUCUACACCACAGGACUUGCCAUGGGGUAUCAGUGCAUACAGGGGUACUUGGUUGAUUCGUACGCGUGA
This is a messenger RNA of Fusarium proliferatum ET1, 420 nucleotides long. RefSeq lists its product as uncharacterized. The record is from RefSeq and is a predicted model, not a curated record. Gene Ontology annotation, biological process: transmembrane transport. NCBI's taxonomy places the organism in Eukaryota, Fungi, Ascomycota, Sordariomycetes, Hypocreales, Nectriaceae. Gene Ontology annotation, molecular function: transmembrane transporter activity. The transcript has a single exon. The coding region runs from base 1 to 420 and encodes 139 amino acids.